This is a messenger RNA of Hydra vulgaris (swiftwater hydra), 987 nucleotides long. RefSeq lists its product as uncharacterized. The record is from RefSeq and is a predicted model, not a curated record. NCBI's taxonomy places the organism in Eukaryota, Metazoa, Cnidaria, Hydrozoa, Anthoathecata, Hydridae.
AUGUAUCCAUCAGAUUGUAACCCACCAAGGAUUUACGGAAUGAUUAAAGCUCACAAACCAGAAAAAGAUUACCCAAUGCGCCCUGUUGUAUCAACAAUUAACACACCACCUUAUGGAACAUCUGAUUAUCUUGUUAAAAUUAUUCAACCGACUCUGAACAAAAAUAAAAAUAGACUUAUGAAUUCUAAUAGUUUUGUAAAUGAAGCUAAGCAAUGGAUAAUAGAUCCUAACGAAGUUCAAGUUUCAUUUGAUAUAGUCAAUUUAUAUCCAUCCAUACCCAUUGACGAAGCAAUUCCGGUUAUUAUUGAUAUUUUGAAGGCUGUCAUUGAUGACUUAAAAACUCGAACUAAACUUACUCUUGCAGACAUACAUCAAUUAAUUGAACUUUCAUUAAGUAUAUGUUAUUUUUUAUAUGAAAACAAUAUCCGAAUAAUACCUAAUUCAGGUCCUAUAGGUUUAUCUUUAAUGGUUGUUAUGGCGGAAGCGUUUUUACAAAAUAUAGAAAGAAAAGCCCUUAACAUAGCAAUUAUUCAUACAUCCGAACCAAAAACUUACAAGAGAUAUGUAGAUGAUUGUCAUGCUCGCUUUGCUUCAAUAAAACAACAACAAAUGUUCCUGAACAUCCUUAAUGAACAACAUCCUGCCAUAAAAUACAGAGUGGAACUUGAAAACGACCUCAAACAACUCAAUUUCCUAGAUAUUAACAUUACAAACACAGGCUCUGGAACCUAUGAAUUUCAAAUACAUAGAAAAGAAGCUAUUACAAAUGUUCAACUUAAACCUAACUCUAACAUUAAUCCUAACAUUAAUAUUGGCGUUUUCAAAGGAUUUUUAUGUCGUGCUAAAAGAAUGUGCUCUCAAAAACACCUUCAAAAAGAAAUUAAUUUUCUAAUAGACAUCUUUGUUGAAAAUGGCCACGACAAGAACAUUCUAAAUAAUAUUACUAUAGACUAUUUAAAAAACGGUUCAAAAAACACCACAUUUUAA